Messenger RNA from Eimeria mitis, 348 nucleotides. RefSeq lists its product as uncharacterized. The record is from RefSeq and is a predicted model, not a curated record. The coding region runs from base 1 to 348 and encodes 115 amino acids. NCBI's taxonomy places the organism in Eukaryota, Apicomplexa, Conoidasida, Eucoccidiorida, Eimeriidae. The transcript has a single exon.
AUGAGAGCUGCUGCAGCAACACCAGCAGCAGCAGCAGCAACAGCAGCAACAAGAGCAGCAGCAGCAACCAAACUAACAACAAAAGCAGUAAUUCCACAAUACCAGCUGCAGCAGCAACAGCAGCAGCAACAGCAGCACCAACAGCAACAGCAGCAGCAGCAGCAACAGCAGCAACAGCAGCAGCAACAGCAGCAACAGCAGCAGCAGGAACAGCAGCAGCAGCAACAGCAACAGCAGCAACAGCAGCAGCAGCAGCAGCAGCAGCAAAAGAAACAUACAGCAAAGACUUGGUUGUCUUUGUCUGCUCUUCGGUGCAGCAGCCGCAGCAGCGGAUUUAGCUGCUGGUGA